Molecule: messenger RNA, 1297 nt
Organism: Pelodiscus sinensis (Chinese soft-shelled turtle)
Lineage: Eukaryota; Metazoa; Chordata; Testudines; Trionychidae
Source: RefSeq, a predicted model, not a curated record
AUGCCAGUUAUCACACUGAGGGGGGAGCAGCCUUUGAAUGUGCAGCGCAACUCAGGAAUGGCUCUCUUCGAGCAUGGUCAGGUUGACAGAAAGCCAGUGAACCUGGGUCUCUGGGAUACAGCAGGGCAAGAAGACUACGACCGGCUGCGGCCCCUCUCCUACCCUCAGACGGACGUCUUCUUGAUCUGCUUCUCCCUGGUGAGUCCGGCCUCGUUUGAGAAUGUCCGAGCCAAGUGGUACCCAGAGGUCCGGCACCACUGCCCAAAUACUCCCAUCAUCCUGGUGGGCACCAAGCUGGACUUGAGGGACGACAAGGACACCAUUGAAAGGCUGCGUGAUAAGAAACUGGCCCCCAUCACCUACCCCCAGGGCCUGGCCAUGGCACGGGAGAUUGGCUCAGUGAAGUACCUGGAGUGCUCGGCCCUGACCCAGCGGGGGCUGAAGACGGUGUUUGACGAAGCCAUCCGGGCCGUGCUCUGCCCCCCGCCUGUGAAGAAGCCUGGCAAGAAGUGUACCGUGUUCUGAGCGUGUUGGCAAGGUGCUGACUCAGCAUGUCCUGUUCAUCCCCCUCCAACAGAUUGCGUGUUCGCGGGGUGUUUCUGGAGGGGGCCGUGGUCUGUGGGGCCCUUCAUCAUGUAUGAAGUCAGUGUUUUUUAAAUGUCUCUUUGAUUUAACGUCAGUGUUGAUGUGAAGGGGCAGUGGGGGCGGGAGGUUAGGUGGAUGCUGUGCAGCCCCCAGGGAAGGAGCCAGGGGCAGGGUAGCUCUCCUUUAGCCACCCGUUCUGUGAUGGAAGCCCCUGUGUGCAGUGCACAGGGGGAGCAUCCCUGGGGGGGAGGUAGGGCCACUGGGAGUUGGUUUGUGAAUGACAAGACCAGCUGGAAGGGUAGUGGGGCCUCCUGACCCCAGCCUAUUGCUGGUGAUACCUAACCAGCAGGUGCACUCAGUGCCAGCACCUGGGAGUCAGAGAACAAACUCCAGCAGGGGUGACGUAAGCAGGAGCCAGAGGCUGAAGAACUAACGAUUUGGUGCUUUAUUGGGCACUAAUCACAAGGGCAGCUCAGUGCCUUUUACCGCAGCAUCCGUUGGGCGUGGCGCCAGCCCGGCAGUCGGGGGAGAAGGACGGUGCGCAGGGGCCUCUCCACCCCAUGCAGCCCAGGGUAUUGCUAUGGAAGGGGCUGGGGCAGCGCGCGUCGGGGGCUGAGGAGAGGGGGCGAGCAGACAGGCCCUGGUUCUGAUCAUUAUGUAGAGUGACAAGACAAACACCUCUUAUUUUGGUACAAUAAACAUUCUCCAUGAA